Tyto alba (common barn owl) is the source of this 1161-nucleotide messenger RNA. Its product is annotated as histone H3-like centromeric protein A. The transcript is spliced from 3 exons. Gene Ontology annotation, cellular component: nucleosome. The record is from RefSeq and is a predicted model, not a curated record. NCBI's taxonomy places the organism in Eukaryota, Metazoa, Chordata, Aves, Strigiformes, Tytonidae. Gene Ontology annotation, molecular function: DNA binding; structural constituent of chromatin; protein heterodimerization activity. Bases 39 to 353 code for a protein of 104 amino acids.
UCCCCUCCCCAUCCCCCCUGACCCUGUCCCUGUCCCCCAUGUCCCGAGGGUUUCGCCCCAGCCAGCGGGUGCUGCAGGAGAUCCGCAGGUACCAGAGCAGCACCCACCUGCUCCUGCGCCCCGGGCCCUUCGCCCGCCUGGUGCGGGAGAUCUGCCUCAUGUUUACCCGGGGGGUGGAUUAUCGGUGGCAGCGGAUGGCGCUGGUGGCCCUGCAGGAGGCAGCAGAGGCGUUCAUGGUGCGGCUGCUGGAGGACGCCUCGCUCUGCUCACUGCAUGCCCGGCGCGUCACCCUCUACCCCAAGGACCUGCAGCUGGCCCGGCGCCUGCGCGGCUUCGAGGGGGGCCUGGCCUGAGGGGCGCCCCCCAAAAAAAAGAUAAACCUCUUGGGGGGGUCACCUCCCCCACCCAGUCACCGAAACCCCCCCUUGAACAACACCCCCCCCCCCCAAUCCCUUCCCCUGGGGCACAUGCCCGCUACAGAAACACCCUGCAGAGUGUGUGUGUGUGUGUGUGUGUGUGUGUGUGUGUGUGUCCCUCUUUAUUAGGGAUUCCCCCACCCCAAACAUUGAGGACCCUAUUGGGGACCCCCCCCCCGGGAUUCCACCCCAAAACCCCCAGCCAUGGGGACCCUGCACCCCAAUAUCACCCCCAGAGACCCUCACGGGUCCCCACCCUUUUAGGGACACACACCCCCCUCCAACUCUUGGGGAUCCCCCACCUUAAUGGGAACCCCCUCCUAACCCUUGAGGACCCUAUUGGGGAUCCCCCCCCGGGAUCCCACCCCAAAACCCCCAGCCAUGGGGACCCUGCACCCCAAUAUCGCUCUCAGGGUCCCACCCCAAAACCACCUAUGAUGGGGACCCUGCACCCCAAUAUCGACCCCAGAGACCCCCACGGGUCCCCACCCUUUUAGGGACUCCCCCAGCCUUGAGGACCCCCCAGCAUAAUGGGGACCCCCCCCAAAUGUUGAGGACCUUAUUAGGUCCCCUUCUUUUGGGGACCCCCCCACCUUAAUGGGGACCCCUGCAAGGUCCUGCCCCCCAAUUACCCCCAGCCAUGGUGAUUUCCCCCUCCCCCCAAUGAGGGGCCCCCCAAGGUCCCCCCAUUUAUUGGGGACCCCCCCAGCCACUGCAGCCCCCCAAUAAACGUGUGUUCCCAGCA